GAUAACUCAGCGUGAUUGCAGAAGUAAACUAACCAGACCCACAAAUUAGGUUGUGACAAACUCAUACAUCAGCGUUGCCGGGGUGACAGCAUCCUAAUACGUGCUGUAUCACGGCAACAGGGGGUAAACAAAAGGAUCAGAGCUUACGGUCUGAUUUGUGUGGCUUGUUGAAGAUGAGCCAGCCCAGCAGCAGCCUUGACGAGAAAGGGGUCAACCAAAAUAGAGAUCCGAUAUGUCGUAUGUCUGUGUUUACCGAUAUUCAAAGCGCAGCAGUGUCACCAGAAAUGAGGCUCUUAUCCGCCUUCAAGAAAGACAAUCAUGGCAGGAAAGUUUUCCUGGCAGGGAGAGAGUAUUACAGCGAGGAAGGAAAGACUUUCGAAUUGCGUCUUGUUGGAAAAAUAAAACAGCAGUUCAGCACCAGCCCCACUAUUCGUCCAGAGUAUCCUCCAUCGCUUGGCCUUAGAGGGUUCACCCAGCGAGUCACAGAGGUUACUUUGGAGAAGAGCUGUCAAGCUGUAGUGGAAAACCGGGUGUUAGGUGUCCAGACUCCUGGAUUUACUGCUGCCGUGCGUCUUGGGGCUGAACUCUUGAGAAAAUGGCAUGAUGUCAGUGCUGAUUGGUGCGGACCGGUCUACCUCUCUUCUCCUUGUGAUGACUCAUUGGCUGAUAUCUACCGGGCAGCAGGGGUCCAAGAAAUCCGUCACUAUUAUUACUGGGAUGAUAAACAACAAGUUUGUUUGGAGAAGCUUCUGGCGGAUCUGGAUGGGGCUCCAGAGCAAAGUGUUGUUGUUCUGUCGGCUUCUGCACACUACCCAACUGGAGCAGAUCUCUCUCAAAUUCAAUGGGUUUCGAUUGCACAGCUUAUAAUGAAGCGUCGGCUUUUCCCUUUCCUCUUGCUUCCUGCCCAGGGGCUUUGUAAUGGGGAUCUAGAGUGGGAUGCAUGGCCUGUACAGUACUUUGCAUCACAAGGGAUGGAGCUCCUCUGUGCUCAGUCACUCUCCCACUGCUUUGGUCUAUAUGGUGACGCUGUUGGACACCUCCUGUGUGUCUUGAAGCAAAACUCUCUCAUGUUAUCAGUUCAGUCACAAGCUGAAAAAAUUAUCAGAUCCCUAUGGGCCCAGCCAUCUGAUACUGGAGCCCGAGUUGUUGCCACGGUGCUCAGUAACCCAGCCCAUGUUGUUGAAUGGCAGGGAGAAGUGAAGCACCUUGUGGAGAGAUGUAUGCUGAUUAGACACAUUUUGAGAGAAAGGCUAAGGCUUUUGGGCACUCCAGGCUGCUGGGACCACCUGACUCAACAAAGAGGACUCUUCUGUUGUACUGGUCUAAAUGGUCAACAGGUAGAUUUUUUGUCAAAGAGGAGACACAUUUACCUGCUCUCCAGUGGCUGUCUAAACGUGAGUGCAAUCAAUGGUCGUAACUUGGACUACAUAGCCGAGUCCAUCCAUCUGGCUGUGACCACAGGUUCUUUCAGUUGGCCUAGCAGUUAGUUUGUGCGCCCCAUGUACAGAGGCUGCUGUCCUAUGAUGGGCUUGUGGUUACAUUCAAGGAUGUCAUUCCCCACUCUCUCUGUCUCCUCU
Labrus mixtus (cuckoo wrasse) is the source of this 1577-nucleotide messenger RNA. It is a transcript of the gene got1l1, whose product is annotated as glutamic-oxaloacetic transaminase 1 like 1. Gene Ontology annotation, biological process: L-aspartate biosynthetic process. The transcript is spliced from 8 exons. Gene Ontology annotation, cellular component: cytosol. Gene Ontology annotation, molecular function: pyridoxal phosphate binding; L-aspartate:2-oxoglutarate transaminase activity. Lineage: Eukaryota; Metazoa; Chordata; Actinopteri; Labriformes; Labridae. The record is from RefSeq and is a predicted model, not a curated record. The coding region runs from base 174 to 1487 and encodes 437 amino acids.